AUGUGGACCCUCGUCUCCGAUCCGCUGCCCACCUGGCAGGGGAACGUGGUCGGCAGCGCGGUGGAUGAGCCGGCAGCAUGUGCAUCUGGCAUGGUUUGGUGGUGGACGAGGCAGGGCGAGCAGCGGCAGCAGGCAGCGUCGACGUCUGCCGCGUCCAAGGGCUGUCAGUGUCAGGGCAGGGCUGUCUCGGGAGACUUCACUUGUGGAAGUGCAUCCUGGGCCUAG
Molecule: messenger RNA, 225 nt
Organism: Pyrenophora tritici-repentis Pt-1C-BFP
Lineage: Eukaryota; Fungi; Ascomycota; Dothideomycetes; Pleosporales; Pleosporaceae
Source: RefSeq, a predicted model, not a curated record